AUGAAGCCACCGCAUGCGCCCUCGGCCUCCGACGCCUCACAGCCGCCGGUGCCCAUCUCCAUCACCAUCUGCGGCGACGGCGGGUGCGGCAAGUCCUCCAUCACGCUGCGCCUGGUCCGGAGCCAGUGGACCAGCGAGUAUGACCCGACGAUCGAGGACAGCUACAGCGUGACGCGGCGGAUCGACGGCGUCGUGUACCACCUCAGCCUGACCGACACGGCCGGGCAGGAGGAGUACCGCGGCAUGUGGGCGUCGUCCAACCUGGGCGCCGACGCCUUUCUGCUCGUCUACGACAUCACGUCGCGCGACUCGCUCGACGCGCUCAACUACUUCAACGAGCUGAUCGACAUGGAGGCCGAGACGCGCCUCGACAACGCCGCCCGCGCCCGCCGCGCGGGGCUCACCAAUCUCAACAUCGCGCCCACCAUGCCCGACAUCCACCACCUCAACAGCUUCCGGCCCACCGGCGGCGCCGGCUCGGGCGCCAAGACCAUCCCCCCGGUCAAGAUCGUCGCGGGCAACAAGUGCGACCUGCAGGAGAGCCGCCAGGUGCCCGCCGCCGUGGGGCUGGACUGGGCGCGCAAGCACGGGUGCGGCUUCAUGGAGACGAGCGCGCGCCUCGAGGUCAACAUCGAGGAGACGUUCGCGCUGAUCGUGCGCCGCGUCGUCGAGGCCCGCCGGCUGGCGGAGAUGGGCGUUACCGACGCCGAGUUGGCCGCCAACAGCCGGGGCAUGACCAAGCCCCUCACGCCGCUGCCGCCCGGGGACGAGGAGGAUGAGAAGAAGGGUGGUGGUGAUGGUGGUAAUGGUGGUGGGAGGGGUACAGGGAUGCGGGGGCCGAACAUCAAGGGGGAUCGUGUUGCGCGGGGGAACGGCGGGUUUUGGAAGAAGUUGAGGUGCUGGUAG
Molecule: messenger RNA, 906 nt
Organism: Chaetomium strumarium
Lineage: Eukaryota; Fungi; Ascomycota; Sordariomycetes; Sordariales; Chaetomiaceae
Product: P-loop containing nucleoside triphosphate hydrolase protein
Exons: 1
Coding region: 1-906 (301 amino acids)
Biological process (GO): Ras protein signal transduction
Cellular component (GO): plasma membrane
Molecular function (GO): GDP binding; GTP binding; GTPase activity
Source: RefSeq, a predicted model, not a curated record